This is a messenger RNA of Cuscuta epithymum, 1716 nucleotides long. The record is from the annotation of a GenBank genome assembly. Lineage: Eukaryota; Viridiplantae; Streptophyta; Magnoliopsida; Solanales; Convolvulaceae.
AGCGUUUUUGACUAUGUUUCCAUUUAUAUCAUGGUAUCAGAGCCUUGAAAUAUUCAAGUGAGUAAAAUUUAUUAUUCUCCUUUCUCCAUGGCAGUCGGAGAUGAGAAUACAUCCUCUUCUUCAAAAAUAGACUUUACCUCACCUUUCUAUUUAGGACCUCAAGAUAGGCCAGGAGACUUUAUUACUCCAGUCCGUCUAACCGGGGAAAAUUAUGACGAUUGGUCAAGUUCUGUCCGCCUUGCUCUUCGUGCUAGACGUAAAUUUGUUUUUGUCAAUGGAGUGAUCAAUGAGCCGGUGCCGCCAUGUACGGAGGAAGAUUGGUUGACCAUUCAUUCAAUGUUGGUGUCAUGGAUUAUGAACGUCAUAUCACCGGAGGUAAAACUUACCUUGUCUAAAUUUGAUGAUGCAAAAUUGUUGUGGAAUGAUUUAAAAGAACGGUUUUCGGUGAUUGACGGUCCUAAAAUUUACCAAGUCAAAACAGAUAUUGCUAGAUGUGAGCAGUCUAAAACACAAUCUGUCGCCACCUAUUACGGAAAACUAAAAGUUUUGUGGGACGAACUCAAUAACUAUGAACCAUUGAUAAGUUGCUCAUGUGGUAAAUGCACUUGUAAGGUUAACGCUCUACACGAACAACGUAGAGAAUCGGAGAGAUUUCAUCAAUUUUUGAUGGGAUUAUCUACCGAUUUCUAUGGACAAAUUCGUUCGCAGCUACUUUCUCAAACCCCACUUCCCACGCUCAAUCGGGCUUUUCAACAAAUUACUCAAGAAGAAAGGGUGCGUGACAUAAUGCAAAGCAAAGAACGUGAUGAAAAUCAUGAAGUUAUGGGCUUUGCAUUACGUAUGGAUGUACCAAACCCAAGGAGAUAUGAAAAAAUUGAUAAAUCUGGAUUACAUUGCACCCAUUGUAAUUUACGUGGUCAUACAAAUGCAAGCUGUUUUGAGAUAGUAGGGUAUCCCGAGUGGUGGGGUACGCGUCCCAGGCUAAAUGAAAGAAAUACAAAAAAUCAAAAAAUGAUUCGAAGAGGAGACGGGAAUUCAAUGCCUAGGAUCCCACGUUACACACCAAGCCAAAAGCAGACCCAGACUCACGUCCUUGCUGCCGCUGCUCCAGGACCUGUGCAAUCUGCCGUGUCUGCAAUCUCCACGUCGCCAUACCAGCUGGCUGGACAAACAUUUCAGUACACCGAAAACAUUGCAGCUGCCCAUCAAUUUCCAGUAGGUGUUGUCCCAUGUGAAGAUGGACCCACUUCCAGCAAAAUCAGGCCACCUAGUGCGCCACAAACUCACUCUAUGGCAGUAGAUACAUCUGGACGGUUGUCCUUUAACCCAGCUGCCAGCACAUCAGGUUUUUCAAAUGAUCAAUGGCAAACCCUUGUGGCUGCUUUUGGUCAGCCCACAGCUCAUGGUAACCAAAUGCACGGACCUUCAAAUGAGGAAGCUGAUUGGAAUGGGUGAGCGUAGGGAUGGCCUUUACUACUUUUGUGCAAGGGGAACAGUACAAGCUCUUGUCAUCAAUGAUUCUUCUCUAUCAGUGGAUAUUUGGCAUCAACGAUUGGGACAUCCUUCAGAAAAAAUUAUGUCAUGGUUAUUUCCCAUGCAUGCACCUAAAAAAAAAUUGCAUGCACCCUGUGAAAUUUGUCACCGGGCUAAACAGUCUAGAAAUCCAUUUCCUACCAGUGAAAAUAAAACAACCAGAAUAUUUGAGCUCAUCCACUG